AUAUAUUCUCUCCCCAGACAAAACAACCUUAUCCUCCUCGCGCAUCCUCGUCCUUUUCGCUGCUAGCUACUCAAAAGCUUGUUUGAUCAUCAAAGAGACUGAAGAUCGCAUUAAUUCUUGGAAGAUUUGAGAUUUUAUUUGUGGGGAUUAUAUGGGGUUGAGUACUAAGCAGGUUUCCGGCGGGGAUCAUCAACCUGGGAUUAUUGAGUGGGAUAAUAAUCCCCAGACAGGCGGGAGUACGAGGUUGGAUCUCCCGGCGGCCGUACAGCCGCCGCAAAAGGCGGCGGAGCCUUUGAAGUGUCCGAGGUGUGCUUCGGCGAAUACCAAGUUCUGUUACUACAACAACUAUAACAAGUCCCAGCCUCGACAUUUCUGUAAAGGCUGCAAGCGCCACUGGACGGAAGGGGGCACCUUGCGUAAUGUCCCCGUCGGCGGCAGCCGGAAAAACAAGCGCCUCAAGACGCCGCCCAACCCUACCGCCGCCGCCGCCACGGCUGAUCAAAAACCCGGCGAACAGAAAAACAAGAACGCGCCCACUAUCUUCUUCCCCGCCGACCCAGUAAUCGGCGCCGCCGCCGCCACGGCGGCGUUCAACAUUGGCCCGUCGUCGACGCCGAUGGUUUUACACGACGAUCAAGACACCACCGCGAAACUCUUACCCUUUUCGUUCUCCACUUACUUCGAUCCGAUUUCUUGCUCCAUUCCUUCGUUCAACACCCAAUCCUCGUCCUACAGCGACAUCAUCGGAGAGCUCGAUAAUGUCGAGGAAUCAACCAUCACCACCGUGAUGCCAUUCACAAGCUCCACCAUUAUUUCUCAUCAGCCAUGGCAGCAAGAUCAAGCCAUCACGGACAUGGGAAUAAACUACUGGAGCUUAAGCGAUAUUGAUUCCCUGGUUUCAGCUGAUCUCAAUAUCCCAUGGGAUGAUUUAGAGAUCAAGCCAAAGGGAAAGUGAUCGAUGAGAAAAUUUUCUCCUUUUUUUUUUUUUUUUUUUUUUUUUUUCUUUUUCUUUUUGGGUUAUAAUUAUAUAUAUAUAAUUAUUAUUAAUUGUUUAUAGAUGAUGGGUUUGUAAUUUUGUUUGAAGGAAAUGAUGUUUACACUGUACUUGGGAAAGAGAAUUGUGGGUUGUUUAAGGCCUUUGAUAGUGCUGCUUACCUAAAAUUCUAAUCUUUAUUUUGGAUGACAAAA
Molecule: messenger RNA, 1188 nt
Organism: Ipomoea nil (Japanese morning glory)
Lineage: Eukaryota; Viridiplantae; Streptophyta; Magnoliopsida; Solanales; Convolvulaceae
Product: dof zinc finger protein MNB1A-like
Exons: 2
Coding region: 152-955 (267 amino acids)
Biological process (GO): regulation of DNA-templated transcription
Molecular function (GO): DNA-binding transcription factor activity; DNA binding
Source: RefSeq, a predicted model, not a curated record